AUGGACAGAUCACUGUGCGUGAUGGAGUCCUAGCUCUGAUUUAUGCCUUCUAUAUCCUUUUAGGUCCAGUUCCAUACCCACUCAGCUGGCUGAGAAGUGAAGUCCUUAAAGAGACAGCCCUGGGCCUGGAAGCAAGUACCUUCCCUUUCCCCACUUGGCAUGUUCUGUUUGCCAGUAAGGAGACAGUGAAUAGUAGUAAACAGUUCUCACCAUGACCCACCCUCAAAGAUGCUGAAUUUUGGAAUUGUGAAAGUCAAUUGAGCUAUACUGGUUAACAGCUGUUGAGGCUAAGGCUAUCUGUUCCUAAAGUAAUGGGUUAAUAUUAUCCUGAAAUCCUUCAGAAACCGCAUCAGAUUGUCACAGUAAAAAAAACAUUUAGCUCUCUUCUGGUACACAAUGUAGGGAGUCUAUGCUUUUUGUGCCAAAGUAACAAAAAUGCCAACGUAUUGGAAAGGGAGGAAAUCAACAAGAUUAGAGGAGCUUUGGCCAGUUCCCAUGGAGCAGGGAGACAUCUUGUGCUUAUACCAACACCACAGUGGCAUCACUUCUUUCACCAAUCCCAGGGACAAUUUCUGUAGAAUCAAUCAGAAAUUAAAUAAAUCCCUGUUCUCGGCAUUUUAAACCUAAUAACAUGACCACAAUAUGUUCCACAUUAGAAACAACUUGGCAGGAAAAUAUUUUCCUGUGGCUUGACACUGUAAGUGAUGGACGUGCAUGCAGAAAUCAGCCUGCGCACCUGGAGCCUAGGCGUGUUUCCCUGGAGCAGUGGGGCAGUUAGGAAAUUUUACAUUCGGGAAUCAGUGGCAACCCUACUUCCCAACAUUGGGCAUUGAACAGUGGCUUUUUAUCAAUUAGCAUUUGACACCACUUGAUACAUCCUCUUCAAGCAGUUGUCUUUGCCAGAGCAAGGAUGCCCUUUACCUGUAGGAACAUCUAGGAUAGGCAGAAAUGGGCUCUUACCUGGAUAUGCUGCUGGGACAGAAGAACUGUCAGUGCUAAGCUGCAAUGUAGGCUGUGUGCUGGGCACAUGUCCCCAUUGUCAUAAUUUCCUUGGCUCCCUCUAAGUUUGGGCAGCAUCUGAGUCCAGCAGCUCCUUUCCAGUUGGUGUGUACAGAUCCUUCUUGUUGGUGGUGACCCAUUUGUGGAAUGCCCACCCUGGAGAGGUCUGCCUGUCUCCCUCAUUAUUGACUUGCAGGAGAAAUCUAAAAACAUACCUGCUUACCCAGGAUGGGUAAUAGAUACUGGCCAUGGCAACUAUAACAUUAAUGACCGAGCGUAUUGGUUUUUAAUGUUUUUAGAAGUUCUAAAUGUUUUUAAGUGCUUUUUGUUUUUUAAAGUUGUUUUUAAAGUGCUUUCUGUUUUGUUUUUUUAAAAAAUGUUUUAAAGUGUUUUAAAUGUGUUUUAUUUUAAAUUGUACUGUUUUUACCUCUUGAUGCUUGCCACCCUGGGCUCCUGUGGGGCGAAGGGAGGGAUACAAAAUUAAUAAUACAAUUUGAGCAUAUUACACCAAUACUGGUCCGAUUGCACUGGCUACCAAUUAGUUUCCGGGCCCAAUUCAAAGUGCUGGUUUUGACCUACAAAGCCUUAAAUGGCUCAGAACUGUAAUACCUCAAGGACCGCUUCUUUCCAUAUGAACCUACCUGGACCCUGAGAUCAUCCUCUGAGGCCCUCCUUCAUGUGCCUCGUCCUCAAGAGGUCCAGAGGGUGGCAACAUGGGAACGGGCCUUCUCUGCAGUGGCUCCCCAUCUGUGGAAUGCCCUCCCCAGGGAAGUUCGCCUGCCAUCUUCAUUAAACACCUUGAGGCACCAGGCAAAAACAUUCCUUUUUAACCAGGCCUUUGGUUGAUCUGAUUUACAUCCUAUGCCCUUUUAAAAUGUGUUGGGGGGGGGCUAUUGGGUUGUUGUUUUUAUUUUUAUUAUGUAUUUUGUGGUUUUAUAUCUUGAUUUUAGUCUGUGAACUGCCCUGAGACCCCCGAGUAUAGGGCGGCAUAUAAAUUCAAUAAAUAAAUAAAACAAACAAACAAAAAUUACAAGCAUAAUCCACAAUUUCUGGACCCUGGUGGAGUUUCCAGGGACACCGCGGUGUGCAUGUGUGUUGAAUGCCUGCCACUUUGAUGCCAGUUUUUUUACAUUUUCUGGUUGUGUGUGUCUAGCAUGCACUGGAUACAACAGCUAUUCUGUUGAUGUAGCAGCACCAUCUCUCCAGUCCUGGUGUGAUCGGAAUAAAGGAUUUCUUUGUGAGUUAAGCGUUGUGCACUGGGCCAUACCAUUCUUUCCUCAAGAGCUUAACGACAAGUGCUCCCCAAUGACCUGGCAUUAUGUACAAGCAAAAAAGGAGACCCAGGAGACAUUGCAUGGUAAUAAAGAAGAAACUCUUUUAAUUGCAGGCUGCUGUGGAGUUGUUACAGUAUUUCUCCCAUACAACAGAAUUCUCCCGCUGACACAGGGUGCAUAUGGUGCUUACACUGGCUACACUGUAUAUGAGACAAAUCACUACAAUCUGUGCUGCUGUUUUUAUUUCUACAGCAAAGUUUCAUCAGAGACAUGUACUUUCCAUGUUUUUCAUUGCAUGAAAGUUUAGAAAACUCGCUAGCGCCACCACACCUGCUCCGAGUUCUGCUUUCCUCACUGCAGUUAGAGGCAUCCCAGUUAGGGAUUUAGGGCCCAGCUAUGGAGGCCAGCCUGUCAGGCACUGGAUGCUAGGCUUAAGUGCACCCUCUCCCUGCCUCUUUCCCCCAGGACACCCGAGUUGUCUUCAGGCUAACAAUACUACUUGCAUCUACCUCUUGGGGCUUGCUAUGAAGUCAAUGGAUAUUUGUAUUCCACUGCUGAAUCGGGCCUUUGGUUGCCAAACAACCUCCACAGUGGAUUCUGGGAAACCUCCGCCAUUCUGCCAAGGUAUUAAUAGCACAGUGUUUUCCCAGAACAAGACAACAUCUCAUUGCGGGGGGGGGGCUUCUUUUGGAACAGAUCUCUGAGUGGUUCUGCAUGGACCUGCUAUGUCAAGUACACCAAUGUGAUGCCACUGUGCUGUGGUGAAGGGGAUGCUCCACAGCUGGAGGUAAGAAUCCUUUCCCAGCAGAGUGAAGGAUUCAGAGUUCCUGUCUUGUGCUGACAUCCCUCAUGGCUAUCUGUUGGACCCACUGCUACUUUAAAAAUCUAAAAGACAUGGCUCUAGCAAGAAGAUCGAGUAAUAUUUGAUCAUUUAGAAAAAGCUUGUCCCUGUAAGAGAUCAGGGGAAGGGGGGAGAAUUGGUUAAGAGUGCAGGGUCAGGAACCUGAUUCCCUGUUGCUUUAGCAGCUAUCUUAUUUUAUUUUAUCUAAAUAUUUGAUUAAAACUGCAGCUCAUUAUGUUACAGGCAGUUUGAUCUAAAGGUGAUGGAGGAUGGGGUUGCCAAGGUUUAUUAAGCAGUUUUGAGGCUACGUGAAAACUAUCAGCUGGUAAGAGUAAAGUUAAUCCAGAGCGGCCUUAUUGGGUAAAUGAUUAGCAUUUCCCUCAACUCCUGGAAUGCCAGGUGUAGGUAAUUUAAGGUAGAAAACACUGAUGAGCUCAGCCAAGCUCCAGUGGAUGAAACCCAAUGACUAAGAACCUUGGGAUCUUUUCUGAUGUGGCCAAGUCUACUCAAUUUGUCAUUGCUACAGGAUGAACCCACCAUGUGGUCAAUGUGCAGGCUGAACCUAUGCAAAACGAAGCACAUUUAACUCUGCAUAGGACUGGACUGUUAAUAUAAGACUAUUUACUCCAUCUACAGUCAAUUCAUUGUUUUACUUCCCCACAUGAUAAACCAGCCAUAUCUAUGGAUCUAUGCUUUCAGAUUUCAUUGGCAACUACAUUCCCUGCACUCCUAAAAGCUCACCUGUUCCACUCUAAAGCAACAGAGGCGCCGUGGUUAAAAUCGGAAGGCUUUGGCUUCAAGCCCUUCUCAUGA
Podarcis lilfordi (Lilford's wall lizard) is the source of this 3927-nucleotide messenger RNA. Lineage: Eukaryota; Metazoa; Chordata; Lepidosauria; Squamata; Lacertidae. The record is from the annotation of a GenBank genome assembly.